Molecule: messenger RNA, 631 nt
Organism: Bursaphelenchus okinawaensis
Lineage: Eukaryota; Metazoa; Nematoda; Chromadorea; Rhabditida; Aphelenchoididae
Source: the annotation of a GenBank genome assembly
AUGUUAGACCCCACCAACUGGCUAGACCUUCUCAAAUCCAACCUACAAACUUUGGCUAACAACAAAAAUUAUGGUCGAUUUGCGGAGAAACUCAUACCAAUAUCAGCUACGAACAAAGUAGUCAAAAUGGAAUUGACAGUAGAUGAAGAAGAAAUAAAUGGAAAAGGCACGUUAUAUGGAGGACAAACGGCUUCUUUGGUCGAUUUAUGCACAGCGAUGGCAAUGAUACAGACUGUCAGAGAUACUCCAUUAGUAUCUGUGGAGCUUUCUUGCAGGUGGGUUAACAUGUGAUUAUAUGUAACUGAUAUUGAUAUAAGCCUAAAUUUGUAUUUUUUAGGCUUAUAUUUUGAUUUUUAAGCCUAAAUUGUAGAAACGUAUAUUAUAUUAUACAUGAGUUUUACUGUAUUUUCAAGUCAAAACUUAUGUUUAGAAGUUACUUUUCAGUUACUUAUCUCCAGCCUUUGUUGGUGACAAACUCUCAAUAGAAGCCACGAUCCUUCGAAGCGGUCGAAACAUGGUGUUUGCUGAAGUUGUCUUCUACAAACAAGAUGGCUCAAUUGUAGCUAAAGGAAAACACACUUGUGCUAGGCUAAAUCAUUUACGCACAGAAGGAAAAAUUGUUGUACAAUAA